AUGUUGAAGCCUGGAGAGCGACGCCCCUUGGCUUGCACCGUGUGUGCAAAGGCCAAGGCACGAUGUAUAGUCAAAGAGAACUGUGAGAAAUGUGAGAGGUAUGUCAUCCUCUCGAAGCAUGAGACGUACAUGGACUCAAUCAUUACCCUUCACAGAUGUGACAGGCUUCGAAAGACAUGCAUAUCCAGGACGCCGGCACCGCCUCGCCCUAAAAAGGUUGUCAAGCGGUCUCAGAUACAAGAUCUACAACGGCGCCUCGAGGAGCUGGAAUCCUCCAAAGUUGCCAAAGUGGACAUGGCCACGCCCAUGAUCAGCAUCAGCGGUGCCAGCGACUCUCACUCUCCUCAUACAACGCCAGACCCAACUAUGGCUACAGACGUUCAGCCGAAAAAGGAGGCCCCAAACCGUCUGGACGCAGGCUUCAUCAGUCACAUCUUCCCGCCCUUCACGUCGACGACACCGUGGCCUUCCAACGACACGCUGUGCAACAGUCCGUGCCCGAACCAGCCCUGGAUCUCACUAUGGCCGCUCGAGUCCGAGGCGGAGAGUCUCCUGGCCGACUAUCGAAGAACUGCGGAGCCGCUCUUCCCCUUUGUCAAGGUCCCACCCAACCUGCGCGCGGCGGAGCUCAAGACGAAGCAUCACUUUCUGUGGAAGGCGAUCAUGAUGGUGGGCACGUUCAUGGAUGGUGUCCGACACGGACGUGUGGGCGAGGAGCUGCUGGCGGAGAUUGGGCGGAGGACCAUGGUCGAGGGCGAGAGGAGCCUCGAUCUGCUCAGGGGCAUGCAGCUUCUGGUAGCCUGGUUCCACCACGCACUCGGUAGCUCGAGACUGACCAACCUGCUGUUUCUGCUGAGGAGUGUGGCGCUCGGGCUGGAGCUGAGCGGCAAGGCGGGUCUUUACGACCAACAAGAGGACCGAGGUGCUGAUGAACACGAGCCAGCUGGACAAGUGCUGCAUGAUCCUCGAGGAGGCGCAUCAGUUCGAGUCGGACGGGCUGCUCGUCAAGCUCGUGCGCAUCCAGCAGCUCGCGCAGUCCAUCUCGCUGACGGUGUUUGUGGAGCCGGGCCAGCAACCGAUGCAGCUGCCCAUGACCAUGGUCGUGCGGUCGUUCCAGGACCAGAUCAACAGCUUUCGACAGUCCUUUGGCGCCGACCUGGAGAGAUUCCGUGGGUGUCCCUCCUGAUCCCUGAUCUAGUGGUGUUGUCUGACUUGUACACAGCCAUGCUGGAAGCCCACAUCUGCAUCGCCCAGAUCCUCCUCACCGAAUGGGCCAUUUCCGACGUACACCUCGCCACCCCCAUGACGGACCGGCUCAACCUCCUGUGGACCUGCCUGCGUGCGCUGCGCAAGUUGUUCGACGGCCGCGUCCAGGAGUGGACCGACCUCGACAACCCGCAAUUCCUCUGCCUCUCGGGCUCGGACGUGUCGUACGCGCUCAUCGUGGGUAUCCGGCUCAGCACGCUGCGCCUGCCGGGCUGGAACCUGGAGCAGAUUGAGCAGGAGCUGCGGUUCGGGGCCAUUAUGGACGCCGCGAUCGAGCACCUCUCCCUGGUGGUGGAGAGGCGGCGGUCAGGCGUGUUCAGCGUGGCGGCGCGCAGCGAUGGGCGCGCAGAUCCGUUUACGGGUCUCCUGCGGCUCUGCCAGCGGAUGAGCGUCCACGUGCGGGAGGAGAUGAGGCGCGCGGCCGAGGACUACAGGAUGGGCAGCAUCGCCAUGGACGACGCCGGGCUGGGGGCUGGGGGGUUGGGUGAUGGGUUCUGGAGGGACAUGAUGGGGCAGUCGGGGUCGGUUUGGGAGGAUGCCAUGCCUAACAUGGAGGAGUUGGACGGUCUGCAGAUGGGUUUCUGA
This is a messenger RNA of Emericellopsis atlantica, 1851 nucleotides long. RefSeq lists its product as uncharacterized. Gene Ontology annotation, cellular component: nucleus. The record is from RefSeq and is a predicted model, not a curated record. The coding region runs from base 1 to 1851 and encodes 616 amino acids. NCBI's taxonomy places the organism in Eukaryota, Fungi, Ascomycota, Sordariomycetes, Hypocreales, Bionectriaceae. Gene Ontology annotation, biological process: regulation of DNA-templated transcription. Gene Ontology annotation, molecular function: DNA-binding transcription factor activity, RNA polymerase II-specific; transcription cis-regulatory region binding. The transcript has 2 exons.